Messenger RNA from Neospora caninum, 849 nucleotides. Its product is annotated as putative replication protein A2. Lineage: Eukaryota; Apicomplexa; Conoidasida; Eucoccidiorida; Sarcocystidae. The transcript is spliced from 5 exons. The record is from RefSeq and is a predicted model, not a curated record. Bases 1 to 849 code for a protein of 282 amino acids.
AUGGAUUUUGGCCACGAUCCAGGCGCAGAUGGCUCCCGCCAAUUCGGCCGAGGCCUCGGCGGAGAGUUCGGCGACGAGGGAGGAUUCGGGGGCGGCGCUCCACUGGAUGCCUUCGGCGGCGGCUUCCAAGGCGACGGAGGUUUCCUCGCCACGGGAGACCCGACAGGAGCGAUGUUUGGCACAGGCGACUUCGACGGCGGAGGCUUUUUGAUGCAUGCAGGCGCAGGCGCAACGCAACCUGGUGCCAUGCCAAGCCACCAACAAAACACCUUCAUGCCCGUCAAAAUCGGAGCAGUUAUGAAUGCGUUUGCGGAAAAACCGGACGAAUCUGCGAUCUCUCUGGCGCCGCCUCCAGCCCCGCCCCUCCACCUGCUGCGGAUCAUCGGCCGCGUCUCUCGGGUGUCUGGACACCUGCCGGAAGCGAGUGCGGGGCCGAUUGACUACUCUGCAGGCCGCGCCUGCUUCGAACUCGAAGACGGCACGGGUGUGGUCGACUGCGAGUGGCUGCUCGGCGACGACAUCACGCCUUACAAGCAAAAGCGCGUCGAGGCCGCCCUCCAGGUGAACAACUACGUUCGGGUCUAUGGCCAGAUGUCGACUCUCGGACAGGCUGUGCCGAUGCUGCGGGUGCAUGCAGUGAGGCCCGUCACGUCAGCGGGCGACCUUCUGUUCCACGAAGCAGACUGCUGUAGUGCAUUCGUAAAAAUCAAGUUUUUCGGCCAGCAGCUGCCUGACCCUCUUGAGGCUCAGCUGCCAGUGGCACGAGGGCCCGCCGGCUCACACGCCUCUGCACAGAAGCCUUUGACUUCUUCCGCGCUUUCGCCGUCGCACGGAUACGCUGGCAGAUAA